CACCAUGCUUUGCUUUAAACUCGUACGAAAGCGACUCCCCCGGAAGAAGCCAGCCAAAAAGGUAUGAGCAGUGGUUACGUUUUGUAACUGACACAAAUCCUAAGCUACUACUAUACAAUCUUUAUUGUCCACACCCAGCAUCGGAUUUUAGGCCGCUAAACCAUCUCAUUUUCCAAGAUCAUUAAGCUAAUCUGGCUUGUAAUUUUUUAGACCCAAUGGAAUAGUCUCACCCCUGCCGGGGAAGACGGGAGAAGGUCAGAACACGGCUCUGUCCAAGUCCUGCUUCUGACAAAUUUUCCAUGUCAAAAACGAGUGCUUGACCCGGACAAAACUACCGAAAUGCCAAGAAGAACCUCAGCAGAAACCGAAAUUGUAGUUUCAUCCCUGCUAAUCUAGGGCAUUUUACAGGAAAGGAUCUUUUUGAAAAGGAUUUGUAGUCUUGAGGAUUUCUUCGAUAAGAAAUGGAAACCAUCGUCACCUACCGAAGAAACAGGCAAAACAGGGGAGCGAAAGAAAACGGAGCAAGAACAGCGCCACAUCGACAUCUCCCCCCUUCCUCGGGCUCCAUUGGAUUUGGGGAGCUCGGGGGCGCCGGCCGCUGAUGAACUCCGAACCGAGCACCAAUCCGCGGCGAGGAGGCUCCACCGGGUAGCUGGGGGCACGGAGCGAGGCGAUGGCGGGUGCCGGCGCGGCGGCCAAUGGCGGCAGGAACGGGUACGCGGUUCUUGAUCGGAGCGAGGAGCAGGACCUGGAGCUGGACGCGCGGCGAAGGCCGCCGGUGCCCGAGAGCGAGAGGAGGAGGAGGGAGCGGUUCGUGUACGCCUGCGCGGUCUUCGCCUCGCUCAACGCCAUCCUCCUCGGCUACGAUGUUGGUGUCAUGAGUGGCUGCAUCAUCUACAUGCAGAAAGAUCUCCACAUAACCGAGUUUCAGCAAGAAAUACUAGUAGGCUGUCUGAGCGUGGUCUCACUCGUGGGAAGCCUAUCAGGGGGACGAACAUCUGAUGUAAUUGGCAGGAAAUGGACAAUGGGCCUCGGUGCAAUUGUGUUCCAAUUAGGCGCCGCCAUCAUGACGUUUGCUCCAUCAUUCACUGUGCUUAUGAUCGGGAGGCUCCUAGCUGGAGUAGGCAUUGGCUUUGGUGCCAUGGUAUCUGGAGUGUACAUUGCUGAGAUCUCCCCUGCUGGUGCCCGUGGGACUCUCACGUCCCUUCCUGAGAUAUGCAUCAAUUUGGGGAUCCUCCUCGGCUAUGUUUCCAAUUAUGCCUUUUCGGGCCUUUCUGAGCAUAUCAAUUGGAGGAUUAUGCUCGGUGUCGGUAUCCUUCCAUCUGUCUUCAUUGGCUUUGCACUUUUCGUGAUUCCAGAGUCCCCUAGGUGGUUGGUGAUGGAGAAGAGAGUUUCAGAAGCCAGGGCAGUGCUGCUACAAAUAAGUGAGUCUGAAGCUGAAGUUGAAGAACGGCUGGCUGAGAUUGAGGAAGCCGCAGGUCUUAUGAAAUCAACGAAAUCUGAGGAGAAGGAAGUGUGGAGAGAGCUUCUGAACCCUUCUCCUGCUGUUCGUCGGAUGCUGUAUGCUGGCUGUGGUAUCCAAUUAUUCCAACAGAUUACUGGAAUUGAUGCUACUGUCUAUUACAGCCCAACAAUUUUCAAGGAUGCUGGGAUCAAGUCUGAUCAGGAGCUUCUUGCUGCGACCGUCGCUGUGGGUUUCACCAAGACAGUGUUCAUCUUGGUUGCAAUUUUCCUCAUUGAUAAAGUUGGCCGGAAGCCACUUCUUUAUGUCAGCACAAUUGGCAUGACUAUAUGCUUGUUUCUCCUGGGAGUGGCACUUACAUUGCAAAAGCAUGCUGCGGGGCUUAUGUCUCCACGUAUUGGGAUCGAUCUAGCAAUUUUUGCAGUGUGUGGGAAUGUGGCGUUCUUUUCAAUUGGCAUAGGACCAAUAUGUUGGGUCUUGUCAUCAGAGGUAUUUCCUUUGAGAUUACGAGCUCAGGGAUCAGCGCUUGGUCAAGUGGGUGGUAGAGUGAGCAGUGGUUUGGUUUCCAUGUCGUUCCUUUCUAUGGCCCGUGCUAUAUCAGUGGCAGGAAUGUUCUUCGUCUUUGCUGCAAUAUCAGUUGUCUCUGUCCUGUUUGUGUACUUUUGUGUGCCAGAAACAAAAGGGAAAACACUGGAGCAGAUUGAAAUGAUGUUUGAAAGUGGGGACGAAUGGAGAGGAGGUGAAAUUGAGCUUGAGGAUACACAGCAUCUAAUACCUAGUAACAAGAAGUCUGUACCUCUCGGCUGAUAUCGGUACGGUAUCAACAAGAAGUCUAUAGCUCCAUGUUUCAAUGACAAGCCAGCCUCAUCCUGCUUUCAUCUCUGCUGGAUUCAAACAUCAGUUUCAAAAAUGAUCAGGCUGCAGUGAACUAUGACCGACUUCGAGGAUACAGAAGGCAUUGGUACUUUAGUAGGCAUAGAGGUGACAGUAGAUUGAUUAUGUUGUUAGUCUAAAAGUUUCCUCAUAUUGUUAUACGACUGGUGUAUCUUCCAGACAUCCACAAAAGAAUAUACUUGCUAAAAAAAUCUUUCUACAAAUCCCAUUCUUUUAUACUCCUUCAGAGUGAAUGUAUUUCUUCAGGUUUGUCAUUCCAUUUCCUGACAAUCAAUAUUCCCACUGUUCC
Panicum virgatum (switchgrass) is the source of this 2645-nucleotide messenger RNA. RefSeq names its product probable polyol transporter 4. NCBI's taxonomy places the organism in Eukaryota, Viridiplantae, Streptophyta, Magnoliopsida, Poales, Poaceae. Gene Ontology annotation, cellular component: membrane. The transcript is spliced from 2 exons. The record is from RefSeq and is a predicted model, not a curated record. Gene Ontology annotation, biological process: transmembrane transport. Gene Ontology annotation, molecular function: myo-inositol:proton symporter activity. Bases 674 to 2269 code for a protein of 531 amino acids.